This is a messenger RNA of Penicillium waksmanii, 255 nucleotides long. RefSeq names its product CSL family zinc fnger-containing protein (gene dph3). The record is from RefSeq and is a predicted model, not a curated record. Gene Ontology annotation, biological process: protein histidyl modification to diphthamide. The transcript is spliced from 2 exons. Gene Ontology annotation, molecular function: metal ion binding. The coding region runs from base 1 to 255 and encodes 84 amino acids. Lineage: Eukaryota; Fungi; Ascomycota; Eurotiomycetes; Eurotiales; Aspergillaceae.
AUGGCCGACGACGCUCUCUCCAUCUACGAUGAAAUCGAAAUCGAAGACAUGACCUUCGACCCCGCCAUGCAGAUCUAUCACUUUCCCUGCCCAUGCGGAGACCGCUUCGAGAUCGCCAUCGAUGAUUUGCGCGACGGGGAGGAAAUCGCCGUGUGCCCGAGUUGCUCUUUGAUGAUCAAGGUUAUUUUUGACUUGAGCGAUCUUCCUGCUCCGGAUGAUGGACCUGGCUCGGGCUCUGUUGCUGUACAGGCAUGA